AUGGCUGCUUUUAAUCUACAGGUGUCGGGCCUGGACGGACAGGUCGUUGACGUGGCCGUGCAGGAGCGCUGCACUGGCCGGGAGCUGCUGCAACAUUUGCGGCCCCUGGUGGGGAAGCGGGGUUGCCUGCUUCGGCUGCUCGGGGAUGAGGAAUUAGACCUGGACAGUGACGUGCACCAGCAGCUGGGGAAGAGGCGGCAUAUCUCCUUCCUGCAGGUGCCCUGCAAUGCGUGGGAGGCGUGGAAAACUCUGCGGGGCGUGGAGUGCAAGGAUCCCAGCCGAUCCCUGGAGGGAGUCACCGAGAUCCGCUACGAGAUGACUGCAGUGGAUGUGCUGGAGCACGUGUGUCUGCCGAGUACCUUGGAGCGCCUGAGCAUCGGGGGACGAUUCAAUCAGGCCUUGACAAGGGUGGCUCUGCCGGAGAACUUGCUGUGCCUCACUCUCGGGGGCAACUUCAAGCGAAGCCUCGAAAAGGUGGCUCUCCCAUGUCGGCUCCAGAGCCUAGCGCUGGGGGAUUUGUGGAACCACAGCCUCGAGAACGUGAGCCUGCCGGAGCUGUGGCACCUGCGACUGGGCGCCAGCUUCGACCAGAGCCUCGCAAGCCUCGCGGCGCCCAAGCUCCGAAGCCUCAGGCUGGGGGAGAAGUUCAAUCAGGGACUGGAGAACCUGUCCUUCCCCAAUCUGGAGACCUUGGAGUUCGGGGACAGCUUUAAUCAGCCCAUGGAUCUACAUCUCCCGCGGCUUCUGCACUUGACCUUUGGGGCGCGCUUCAACCAAGGCCUGCAUGCCGAUCUUCUGCCGCUGCUCGAGCGGCUGAAAUUCGGGCAUGACUUCAACCGGAGCACUGACCUACCACCAAGCCUUCAGCACCUGGAGUUCGGGUACUUCUUCCAGCAGAGCUUGGACAAGGUGCGCUUUCCCAGCUCCCUCCGAAGCCUUUGCUUCGGGCACAGCUUCGAUGGGAGCCUGGUGCACGCGACGUUCCCGGAGCACCUUGAGCACUUGACCUUCGGGCACAGGUUUGAUCAGAGACUGCAGGGGCUGCCGUCGGGGCUGCGGCAGCUGACGCUGGGGGCCAACUUCAAUCAGAGCCUCGGGGAGGUGUUGCCCAGGAGUCUGCAGGUCUUGACCUUCGGCUUUCGUUUCAACGAGAGCCUGGAUGCAGUUCUUCUGCCCGACGGCCUGGAAGAUUUGUCCUUCGGUUGGAGCUUCAACCAAAGCUGCGAGAACGUCAAGUGGCCGGUGAAGCUUCGGCGCCUGAGCUUCGGGGCCAACUUCAACCAGCCCUUGGUGCUGCCGGGAGGUCUCGAGACCUUGGUCUUGGGGGAGAACUUCAAUCAACCUCUGCAAGGAGUGAACUUCCCGCGCCUGAAGCACCUGACCUUUGGGUACCGCUUCGACGAGACUUUGGAAAACGUGGGCUUGCCCAGCCUAGAGAGCCUCACCUUUGGGAGCUUGUUCAACCGCCCCUUGGAGGCGGUGGAGCUCCCUCAAAGCCUGCGGAGCCUCGCCUUCGGGGACCGCUUUAAUCAGCCGCUGGAACACGUGCGCCUGCCUGGGCGGCUGGAGCACUUGGUCUUCGGGGGCAAGUUCAAUCGGAGCCUGGACCAGGUGCGGCUUCCCCAGUCUUUGAAGCGCCUGAGCUUCGGGGAGAAGUUCGACCGGCCGGUGGACCAUCUGCCGCAGUCCCUUGAGGUCCUCCACUUCGGGGAGGACUUCAAUCAGAGCCUCGACUGCCGCCUGGACUCCUUGGUCUCCUUGAGCCUUGGGGAGAACUUCGACCAGAGUCUAAGCUCGCGCCGGCCUCGGGCCUCGGGCCUUGGGCCUCGCAAGAAUUGGUUGGACCUACAGGAGCUGACGUGGGAAUGGGGGUGUUGCCCGUCACCGUGGAGUACGAUCGGCGACUCGGAGAGCUGGAGCAGAGCGUGGCAAGCCUCCACAAGAAUCACGAGGAAGCGCGGGAUGUCAUGGUGUGCCAAAAACGGGAGCGAGUCUUCUUCGAAAGACAGGGUUGGCACCGUGGAGAAAAGGCCGAAGAAUGUGGCGAUGCUGAAGCGGCACGUGGCAUCAAUGUCCCGGGAAGAACUGUUCAGUACCUGGAGCGCAACGGCAAAGGAAAACGACUUUCGAAAGCAAGUACUGCGGCCAGCGACAGGGAUUGACUGGGUGUGGUGCCAGCUGCCGAGCCUCCGUCACCUGAACUUUGGCAGCCGCUGCGUGGAGAGUUUGGUCUCCGCACGGCUGCCACAUCUACAGACUCUGGUUUGCCGCCACUCGGGCUACAUCUUUGAGCAGUGCAUGGAACGUGCUGAGCCCUUUUGCCGACUGCUGCACCUGGAGUGCGGCGACAUCUCGGUGGGCUGCGCGUAA
Molecule: messenger RNA, 2370 nt
Organism: Effrenium voratum
Lineage: Eukaryota; Dinophyceae; Suessiales; Symbiodiniaceae
Source: the annotation of a GenBank genome assembly